Molecule: messenger RNA, 6837 nt
Organism: Chrysemys picta bellii (western painted turtle)
Lineage: Eukaryota; Metazoa; Chordata; Testudines; Emydidae
Gene: C1H3orf52
Product: chromosome 1 C3orf52 homolog
Source: RefSeq, a predicted model, not a curated record
GUAAAUUAUGUGGACCCUGGCUGCUGACGUCUCAAAUCUUGACCCUGAGCUGACACCAACACAGCAGAAACGGGAAGGAAGUGAGUCUUGUCAGUAUUUGCCUUCAAAUAAAAAUUUCUCACAGAAGUGGAAGCAAUGAAUGGCCAUGUUCCUGAACGUGAAUGUCAGGCUAUUGAAUUACAAGGUGGGAGAGAACUUGAGGAGGAAAAUGAGGCAGACCAUAAUAAACCUCUUAAUCCUGAAGCAUCCAUGACAAAAAAGGAGAGAGCCUACUACUGGAGGUCUUGUGGAGACACAAUUUUUUGGAAAUGUAAACUGUGGAUGGUUAUAUCUUCAGUUUUCCUAGGGCUCCUUCUAGUGAUUAUUAUCAGCUUAAUUCUUUAUUCAGAGGUUUACAUAGAUGAAGAUGAAUAUUGGGAUCCUGAAUCAGUAUCAAGUGGAAAUUAUCGCAAUUUUUCUGGAAGACUACAAAUAAAGUGUGCUGCUCAAUCAAAUUAUUCUGAAGAUCUUACUAAGAGGCUAAUAGAUGUCUACAGUUCAUCUCCAGCCCUGGGGCGCUAUUUUAUCACUGCUCAAGUGGAUUCCUUCAGUUAUGAAAAUGCCACUGCAUUCUACCAGCUUGUAUUCUCCUUGCCACCAGUGGCUGAUGAGUUCAUGAAGUACACGAUGAGUGAAGAGUUUGUGAUGAAUGUCUUGCGACAAAAUAUUUAUGAUCAGGAAGAUACUUAUGAUCAGGAAUCACCUGAAUGUACUAAGAUAAGGCUUGAUCCAGCUUCUCUCACACUAACUUAGUAACAGCGGAAAGACUCCUAGUUUACCACAGCCACUUGAGGACAUGUGUUUCCUGUAUAUAUUAACAUCCUGAGGAAUGAGAAUUAAUUUCAUUAUUGUGAAAGGUUUCUGAAGAAUAUGGCUGUAUUGUGAACACUUUACACAAUGCAGUAAUGUAUGUAGCAUAUGCAAUAUAUUUAUCACAGCUAUUUACGCUUUGAAUACAACCAUCUCCUUCACUGCUGUUCUGACACUCACUCCACCCUUGUCCAAUCUACUUAAAGCUUUGUUGCCAAAAAUCAUGUAACUUGCCUGAUGCUGAGCACGUUAAUCUACUUUUGCAGCACCUUCACUGGUUUUAUAUUGCCUUUUUAAUAGAAUCCAGAACUUGUUCUUUCCUUCAAGCCCCUCCAUAAGCUAGCUCCUUUCUAACACUCCACUCUUCUCACUCUACUGCCAGUCACAUUUUCCUCUUUGCUCAUGCCAAGUUGUCCAUGCAGUUGCCCCUUGAACUUUGUUUCCCACACUCACCUCCUGGCUUCUCUCAUGCUGACUGCAUCCACCAUACUUCAUCCCUCAACCUGAAAUCCCUCUCCAAACCCAUUUCUUGCAAACUGUACAUGCUUAAAUACUUCACUGUUUUCCUGAUUUUUUUUUAAUGACUUUCAAACUCUUCCAGAGACCUCUGUCAUGUUGCUCUCUUGCUCAUCCUUCCCUUUUCUCUCCCUCCCUGUGGAGAUGUCUGCUCCUGUUUCUUGCCUUAAUUUAGAUUGUUUGUAAGCUCUUAUGGAGCAGUGACUUCAUCUUUAUUGGUACAGUGAAGUGCCAUGUACAUUUAUGAUGCUCUACUAUUGUUCCAUGGCCUGGCCCUGCAAACACUUAGACACAAGUAUUUCCAUUCCAUUCAGUGGGAUUAUUGAUAUGAGUAAAGUGAAUUUAGGACUGCCGUACCCCAAAGGUACAUAGGAUAAAUGUGCUCCUCAGUGACAUGUUCCAGUAUGCAGUGUUCUAAGAAUUGCUCUGGGCUCAAUAUAGCUGUUUACUUGCUAACUUAAUAGAAUUUGUCCAUAAUAUGUGUGUCAAAUGGCAAAUAUUUGACACAACUAUAACUUGUUUUUUUAAAAGCACUUCUUUGAGUCCAUAUCCUGAUUGUCUGCAGGGCUCAGAAAAUACUCACCAACACACCAUAUACAGAUAGGAUAUAUGACCAGAGAUGAUUGUUUUUUUGGCCUUUUGAAUGAUCAAAUACUAGUCACAGUUGUAGGCAAAACACCUGACUAAAUUGGUCAGUAGUAACAUCAGGCAAAUCCUUUGUUUCUAAGCAUGUCACAUCAGAAAGUCAACAUGUGAUCAUGUAACGACAGUAAUACUGCAUUUGCACAUGGUGGAAAAAUUAAGGCGAAACUGAACUAUGAAUUUGUGACUUGUGGGCUGAAGAGAGAACUUCAACAUUAUACUAUGGAAGUGCAACUUCCUGCAGUGAAUUAUUCUGAGUUUUGAAGUUCAAAGGUUUAUACUGAAAUGUGAAUUUUAAUAUAUUUGUACAGGAAGAUAUAUCUUUAUAAUCACUUUUUUAAAAAUUUGGCAUCUAUUUUUAGAAAAUGACUAAACUGUAUCUGAUGCAUUAAAUUAUUUUUGUGAUACUAUUUAACAUUUGUUUGAAUUGUUGUUUUAUCAGUUCUAGGCCUUGACUGGUGACUUUGGGCUGAAAGAUGACCAUAAAGGUAGAACUGUGCAAAACUUGUGUAACCAAACCUGCAAUGACUCAAAACUUGGGCUAGGUCAGUUUAGAUGAGUGAGCCUGGUCAGUGGUGCAGGAUAAAUGAGUGAAUCACCUGACUCUCCAGUUUGUCACACAGUUAUUGCCACCAGCACCACAUUGAAGACAAAAGACACAGACUAUGGACGUUGGGAGCAAAUCCUGCCUUGAAACUUGCUCAGCAAUGAGCUGGAUAGGAGACAAGACUGAGACUCAAGAGCUGGGUUUUCAUAAAUUUUUAAGGUUCGAAGGGACCAUUGUGAUCAUCUAGUCUGAACUCUUUUCCUGGCUCUGCAACUGACUUGUGUGACCCCAGACCAGUCACUUGAACUGUGCCUCAUUUUCCCCAUCUGUAAAAUGGAGUGAUACUUACCAAGUCAGUGAAGUGCUUUGAGAGCUACGGAUGCAGAGCUUUAUAUUAUAAUGAGGUAAUUUCCUGUCUUUAAAGAUAUUGAGUAUAAUUUUACUUGCCCUUGAUUAGCAGAUCACCUCAGUUAAGCAACAGAUUUCUGAUGGCCCCUUUAAGUGAUCGACAGGUUCGGUCUUGAGUACCAUUUGUCCCUGUUUAGUUCCUACAUUUCACAAAAUAUCUAUCAGCUUUAGCCCUUCUCCUCAAUCUCCUACGCCAAUCUUUGAACAUAAAUGGAUAUUGAACCUACCUCUUUUUUGGUAGGCAGUUCCCCAUCCUUUCAAAGAAUCUCAGCAGCUCUGGAAAGCAGGUAGUUUCUUCUUUUGGAUUCCUGUUUUAGUUGUGUUUUCUACCUGGAGUUUUGUGAAUCAAAAACCUAACAGGCAGGUGGACUCAGUAUCUGACACCAUCUGCACGUGCACCCAAAUUCAACAUACCAAAUCUCCACUGCAGAUAAUCUCUCUUGACAAGUGGGGGUGUGGACAGGAAGACAGUGGGAGGAAUUACUGCUGUCACUUCCUGAGAUGCUGGAAUGAGAGAGAAGCCAGUUUGUUCCUCAUGGCCUCUACCUCAAACGAGGAGAAGUUGAGUUGUUACUGGGAUGUGAAAGUAAAACAUCGCUGCUGGGUUUCUUACCAAGCAGACAGAAACCACAGUCUCUGGUUAACCAGCUUUUCUUAGAAACGGAGCGACAAAAGUUAGUUUAAAUAAUAAUAAAAAAAAGGCAACAAAAACCAAAACCCAACAUCAAUACUGAAUCUUGGAUAUAUUUCAUUUUUGUUUUCUUUUUAUGAUUCCGUUAGGACAGCAGCACAAAAACUCUCCUUGCUUUUAUUUGCUUAGAGCCAAUGGAGUUACAAGAAAGAAUGAGACCUCUGAAGAAUGGAGGAACCUGAAACAAAAUCUGUCCGAGGGGAGAAUUCAGGGACCCAGUGCUUCUUAAAUAAGCCGUUAUUACAUAGAUAUAUUGUUGGGGGGGGGAGGGGGAAGGGGAGGUACGCUGAUAAGACACCAAUGGUGAUGCAAUAGGCAUGAAGCAUUGCAGCAAGGUCACCUGAAAUGCAGGUCUAACUAGCAGGCAGUGGUUAACCAAAGAACUGACUUUGUCUAGAGAUGAUUUCACAGCACAGGCUGCAGGGUGCACACUUGUGGCUUUACAGGUGGACAUGUUGCGCUGUGAGAGGUGUGGCAGCUAAGCAACUUCUCUCUUUGUCUUUAUUUACGUUACACUUGCUAACUGUGUGUUAACACCUGUUAAUUAAGACUGUAAAUUGUAGCCUACUGUGACAGAGGGUUGUCACAGUUCACGCUCCCUGGUAGCAUGGCAUGGUUCUACAGGCACCCACCCCUCCAUUCCCUCCAGAUCCUUGCAAUAAUAGUUCAGUUCCUCCUUGUGGGAUUUUAUUUAUUAUGCCUUUCCAAAAUACAGACACUUCGGUCUCCUUAUCCUGGUCAUGCUGUAGGUCUCCAAAUCCCAGCAUGGAUUUAGAGGGAUUACUAUGAUACUACAGGUGCUUGCACACAUUGGGUCUACCAACAAUUAAGCAUGACAUCAAGGACCUUCAUUUGGAUACAGGAUUCUUCACUUCUUCCUGUCCCAAGCUGUUGUAUGGGUUUGCAGUUAAAAGGAUGUUGCGCCUCGCUCUAGGAAUGGCUGAAAUUCUGUGGUGGAUGAAGUGAGAGCCUUGUUUUGAGUCCAGGUUAUUGGCAGUUCCUUGAAACAAGGCAAUGAAAACCCAUAACUCUCUGCUUCAUGAAACAUGUCUAUGCUAUACGGGUACAAGAACUGAGCCUAUAAUGUAUUUGAAUGUGGCUAUUUGUUCGGAGAACAGAUUGUGAUUUUUUCCUGAAGUUAUUCGUUCUACAAUAUUUUUCAGCAGUUUCAUUCAUGGCCUGGGUUGCUUCGAUGGGAUGGUUCACAUGAAUCCCACGGCAUUGUUACUGUUCCAAGACUGGGUGAGAAUAAGUCUGAAGUCUUCUGUUGAGUUACUUUGAACUGGAGAGAGAAUCUAGGUCAUUAUUAAAAGGAUUAGAAUGUUUAACUGCAUAUUAAGUUAGGAUAGCAAUAAGAGUCAACAUGUUGUUUCUCACAUAGUGGCCACUGUCAAACCCUUAAAGCUUUGCCUUUGCCAAGUUAGUACCACAGUAUUCCAAUGAAUUAGGCUUCUUUGUACCAGUAUAAGGAAUAGAGUAAAUCAGUGUUGUAAUAAAACAAACAAACAAAAACAGUCCAGCUACAAUAUCUAUCCUUUACCAUGAUGUUGAAUGGUUAUUUUUAUUCUCCCACAAAAGUUUAUUUACUCUGGGUGAAUAAAAUUUUGUGAGGCACUGACGGCGGAAACUAUGUAUUUGGGUUGUUAUUACUACUGCAAGUCAGGGGGUUCCAGCAUCUAUGCUUCCUGCAAAUAACAAUUCAAACUCUGAAUGGUGACCUUGGCAGAGUUUUAACACAUAAUAAAAUGAAGUUCCUGUUUUGAUCACUGGAUGGUGCAGUUCAACUGGAGAAGUGUCAGUUAAAUAUUAUAAUAUUAUAAUUGUAUAACACUACUAAUUGAAGAAACUGCGUUAGCUAAGCCUGAAAUGAAUUUGGGCUUUUCUCUCUACAGAGCUGUAUCCCAUUAGUGAAAAAUGUGGGAGCUAAGGCCAGACCUGAUGUAAGUGCAUGCAGAUUCUUUGACGUCAAUGGAGCUGUGCUGGCUUAACACAGGCUCAGUGCAGGUAGUUCAUAGGAAGGUCCAAUCGUCCAAGACCGGAGAAAAUGUUACUUUCCAAUGCCAGCUUGUCAUGGAUCAUGAAGUGCUGCAAGUCACCUGGCAGAAGGAGAGUGGAGAGGGCAAAGGCAACAUAGCAACCUACAGCAGGAUUAACGGCCACAGAGUCCUGGGUAACUAUAGCAGCCGUGUGAACUUCACCCAGAGCGAACUGACAGUCUCUGCCAUUACUGUUCAUGCAGUCACCCUGCAGGAUGAAGGCUGUUAUAAAUGUAUCUUCAACACGUUUCCCAUGGGAUCCAUCACAGGCAGGACAUGCCUCAAGGUUUACGCAAUAUCGGAGCCCAGACUGGAGGCCAAGCUUGUGUCCAGUCCAGACAGUGGUGAGGAGAAGGUGCUGGAAAUAAGAUGCUCAGUAACAGGGAAACCAGCUCCAAUGAUCAGCUGGAACCUGUCCCAUCGCCUUCAGCAGGAGCCGGGACAGUAUCUCAUCAAUCACUCAGACCAGACUGUGACUGUUAUCAGCAAUUUCACACAUGUCCCCUCCAGGAUUCACUGGGAGAACCCAGCUGGCUGUGUGAUCCAACAUCCGCUCCUAAACCUGACGCUGACUCUGUCCAAGGAUGGGCAGGUCCAGGGCCAAUCAGCAACAGUCGACACUGUAACAAUCUACGUAUUGGUUGCUUUGAUUCCCUUGGGGCUCUUGUUCAUCUGCUUCUGCAUCUUGAAGCGAAAACACCAAAUGGAUAGAAACAAAGCUGAUCUAUGUUGGGUUCUUCCCUUAUGCACCAAGGACAUGAGGCAUGGACAGUGCACAAAAAAUGAUAAACAAGGCCCUGACAAGCUUCCUCCCUUAAAAGCCCUCUUGGACAGAUGAAUGCCUGGUGUUGGAAGAAUUUUACCGAACAGUGGUGAAAUGAAAACAGUGCUGGGUUUGGAUGUGUGAAACUGAUGUCUAGCUGUACUUGUAACAUCUCAGACUUCCACAUGAAUCACAUUACGUGCAACUUCCCAUGUUUUAUACAAAAAAAAAAAGAAAACCCACAAAAUAUUUUUAUAUCUAUUUAUGUUUGAAUAAAUGAGCCAAUAAGUGUAGUUGUAUAUAGAAUGCAGUAGGUAUUUAUAUGAGACUGUUAAAUUAUAGUUUUGUAGAUCUGCACAAUAAAAUGCAGUUUUGUAUUUUCUGA